AUAAUGAAAAAAAUGUUGCCAAAAAAUUAGAUCGCCGUGGUACGUUGAACUGAGGUGCACUGUUUUAUUUUUCAUGUGAACAACCCAUUGCAAAAGCAGAUGUUGGUAUCAGGGGCAGAUGAAGCUGCCCGGGCGCCGGCAGCGGGGGAUGCCGGGUUCCGGCGCGGGGCAGUCAGCCGAACGAACCAUCGCCAAGGUCAGGCAGGUUCUGCUCAGGCCCAGGGCCACCAGCCGCCAGCCGGGGCCCCCAGCGCCAUCCCAGGCACUGACACCGGCCGGCGGCAGCCCCGCGCCCCCGAAGGAGCUCUGGUGCCGGACCCCGGCCGGGGCGCUGGGGCCAGGGGCUGCCCGCGGCCGGGGCGGUGCGGACCCGCCACGGCCAGGCCGUGACGCCGCACCCUCCUCAGCCCCCGCGGCACCUGGGGCGGGAUCGCCCGCCGAGUGCCCGGGCCGAGCCCGCCCGAGCGCUCCCGCCGCGCUCGCUGCCGGCCCCGAGGGCUCUCACGCCGCGCCGCGGGGAGGCGGCGGGGGAUCGGCGGGGCGGCGGGAGGCGGUGCCAGGCGGGCGGGGCCGGGGCUCGGCGGGGCUGUGGCAGUGGCGGUGGCCGUGGCCGGGACUCGGCGAGUUGGAGCGAGCGGCGGCGGCGGUACAGCUGCGGCGGCAGCAUGGCUUCGUCGCAGGGGAAGAACGAGCUGCUCUUCGCCGACUGGAUGGCAGCGCUGCCCUGCAGCCUCCACAGCACCCCGCUCACCAACCUGGCCAUCCCCGGGUCUCAUGACUCUUUUAGCUUCUACAUUGAUGAAGCCUCUCCAGUUGGGCCUGAACAGCCAGAGACGGUCCAGAAUUUUGUGUCAGUUUUUGGGACUGUGGCCAAAAAGCUGAUGAGGAAGUGGUUGGCUACACAGACCAUGAACUUCACCAGCCAGCUGGGGGCAGGUAUACGGUAUUUUGAUCUCAGAAUUUCCACCAAGCCCAGAGACCCAGACAAUGAACUCUACUUCGCUCAUGGUUUAUUCAGUGCCAAAGUCAAGGAGGGUCUGGAGGAGAUCAAUGCGUUUCUCACUGAGCACCCAAAAGAAGUGGUCUUCUUGGACUUCAAUCAUUUCUACGGGAUGCAGAAAUGCCAUCAUGAAAAGCUUGUCCAGAUGCUCAAAGACACAUAUGGAAACAAAAUGUGUCCUGCUAUAUUUGCCCAUGAAGUCAGCCUGCAGUACCUGUGGGAAAAGGAACACCAAGUGCUGGUGUUCUACCACAGUCCAGUGGCUGUUGAGGUUGCCUUUCUGUGGCCAGGCCAGAUGAUGCCAGCUCCCUGGGCAAACACAACAGAUACAGAAAAGUUGAUUCAGUUCCUGCAGGCGUCAAUCACUGAGAGAAGAAAGAAAGGCUCUUUUUUCAUAUCUCAAGUAGUGCUGACACCAAAGGCUAGUACGGUGGUGAAAGGGGUUGCAAGUGGUCUCAGAGAAACAAUCACAGAAAGGGCUCUUCCUGCAAUGAUGGAGUGGGUCCGAACUCAGAAAGCAGGAGAAAGUGGUGUGAAUAUUAUCACUGCAGAUUUUGUAGAACUUGGUGACUUUAUCAGCACAGUCAUAAAGCUCAACUAUUCUCUGGAUGAAGGUGAAGAUGACACUACUUGAUAGUACUGUGAUAUAUGUGUUGUUGAGUUAUUCAGAAUUCGGGAAAAAAAGAGAAAGAUUGUAUUCUAAAAGGAUUAUAUUGUUAAACACUCAUCUUCUUGUAACACACUAAGGUGGUUAGGGCUUUAGUGGGUGGGCAUAAGGGAAAUGUUUUCAUCAUUUAUGAUCAUUUUUCAUAUUUGUGCUUAAUGUGAAGAGCAAAACUAAACAUGUUUACAGUGUCUGAUAAAAGAAGGCCAUUUACAGGUUCUCCAUGAGGUACCAAAUGUGAUUCAUGUGUCUUCUGUGGUUAUGAAUAGUGCCAAGAAAUUUGUUGUUUUCAGAGCAAGGGGAUGUAUAUAUUGUCCUCUUCCUGCUUACAGCAGGAUUCCCAACAGUGUGAGCAUUGCACCAGGAGACUGAGGACAGUAUAUCUGGCACGAAAAUUUUAAGCUGCUACAUUUCAUCUGUUAGGUGGUCUAACUGAUUGUAUUCAUCAAUGAGCUGCAGGUUUAAAUGCCUUUGUGAUGUAAAUCCAAAGUCAUGCUUCUAACACAUGCAUAAUCAGUGGAGAGUAAACAUGAUGUGUUAUGCACCAUAAUCAGUGGACAGUAAACAUGAUGUAUCGUGUAGCUUGCACAAAGCACAGACA
Molecule: messenger RNA, 2265 nt
Organism: Prinia subflava (tawny-flanked prinia)
Lineage: Eukaryota; Metazoa; Chordata; Aves; Passeriformes; Cisticolidae
Gene: PLCXD3
Product: phosphatidylinositol specific phospholipase C X domain containing 3
Exons: 3
Coding region: 666-1634 (322 amino acids)
Biological process (GO): lipid metabolic process
Cellular component (GO): synapse
Molecular function (GO): phosphoric diester hydrolase activity
Source: RefSeq, a predicted model, not a curated record